This is a messenger RNA of Linum tenue, 718 nucleotides long. The record is from the annotation of a GenBank genome assembly. NCBI's taxonomy places the organism in Eukaryota, Viridiplantae, Streptophyta, Magnoliopsida, Malpighiales, Linaceae.
CUAUAAAUCAUGCCUGCACUCUCCCACAACAGACCCCAGAAAGCAGAAUAAGAAACCAGAGAGAAGAAGAAGAAGAAAAAAUGAAGCUUUUGUUACCAACUCUGCUGCUAACUUCAAUGGUGGUUGCCUCCUCUUUCCUCCAGCUCUCUCUUGCUUAUACUCCAUCACCCCCAGUAGGAGGAGUGUGCGACUCCAAGUGCGAGGCGAGAUGCAAGACAGCAGGGUACAAGGAGAGGUGCGUCAAGUACUGCAACGUCUGCUGUACAAAGUGCAGAACCUGCGUACCUUCUGGCACCUACGGCAAUAAAUCGGAGUGCCCUUGCUACAGGGACAUGAGGGACAACAGGGGCAGGCCCAAGUGCCCUUAAACAAUAUUCGAUUAUCAGAAUUCCAAUUCCAACCAUCCUUUCGUUUUCCCAUGUCAUCGCCCCAGCAACAAUAGUCUACUUCUGUUACUACUACUACUACUACAGCUCUCUGUAUGUUUCUAUCCUCUGUCGUAAUUUGUAGUUUUCUUUCUCUUUCUCUGCUGUAAAAUGGUGUACUGGAAUAAACAGAACAGAUGGCCGAAGGGGUUAUUCUGGAUCUAAAUUGGAAGAUUAAGUGGCAACGAAAAUUGUUGGAAGGAGGCAGGCGGUGCUGCAUGUUUGCUUUUGCUUUUGCUUUUACUCUCUUCGGCCUUUCCCAAAACUUGAGAUCGUCUUUUCCUGUGCGGCUG